Messenger RNA from Pollicipes pollicipes, 1425 nucleotides. RefSeq names its product organic cation transporter protein. Gene Ontology annotation, molecular function: transmembrane transporter activity. The transcript has 4 exons. NCBI's taxonomy places the organism in Eukaryota, Metazoa, Arthropoda, Thecostraca, Pollicipedomorpha, Pollicipedidae. Gene Ontology annotation, biological process: transmembrane transport. The record is from RefSeq and is a predicted model, not a curated record. Bases 1 to 1425 code for a protein of 474 amino acids. Gene Ontology annotation, cellular component: membrane.
AUGGUGGGGACGGCAGAUGGCGGCAAGGCCGAGGAGAAGUCCGAGCAGAAGGCGGAGGUGCUCUUCGAGGACGUGCUGGAGCGAUGCUGCGGCACCGGCCGCUGGCAAACGCUGCUCAUCGGGUACAUGUCCGUCAUGUGGCUGCUCUUCCCCGUCUUCUCCAUGUCCAUGAUGUUCGUCGGUGCCACGCCCAAGUUUAAAUGCUCCGACGGCUUCGCCGCCAACGCCACCUUCCGCUGGGCGUUCGAUCCUUCCGUGUACGUAUCGACGGUGGUGACCGAGUGGACGCUGGUGUGCGGCCGCAAGCCGCUGCUCUCGCUGCUGCAGUCGUGGCUGAUGAUCGGCGGCCUGUUCGGCUCGGUGGUGAGCGGCCACUUCGCGGCCGUACGCUUUCUGACGGGUGUCGCCAUGUCGGCCAUGAUCAGCAGCCAGUACGUGCUGAUGAUGGAGCUGUGCAGCAGCGAGCGACGCGCUGCGAUCGGUCUCGUCUCACUCAUGCCAUUCGCCUUUGGCACCUGUCUCGUCGCGCUCGGCUCGUACCUAAUCCGCACGAGAUGGCUACUCCAGCUGGCGUACGCCGUGCCGUGUCUUAUCUUCCUGUUCAACUUCUGGCUGAUGCCCGAGUCGCCCCGCUGGCUGGUGCUGCAGGACCGGUUCCCGGAGGCGUGUGCCGAGGAGGUGCUGCAGCUGAUGGCAGAGGCGCGGAACAACAUGCUGUCCCGCCAGACCACUAUGAAGACCGCCGGCGGCUACAGUCCGCUGCAAAUGAUGCUGCAGCUGGUCCGGACGCCGCACAUGCGCCGCCGAACACUCAUCGCCGUCUUUCUCGGCUUCAUCAUCGCCGGCUCCUACUUCGGUAUCUCGUUCGACACGACGCAACUGGCGGCGAGCCCGCAUCUGGCGGCGGUGUUUUCCGGUCUCGCCGACAUUCCCUCCAGCUUAGUGUUUCCCCUGCUGGAUCGGCUGGGACGGCGACGCUCGCUGAUCCUCCUCCUCUCGGUGCAGGCCGCCGCCAUGUUACUCACCUUCGUGCAGAAGGACACCACGCUCUGGCUGGUACUCGGCGUGGUCGCCAAGAUCGGCGUCUCCUCCGCCUUUAACACGAUAAUGGUGUUCGUGGCCGAACUGAUGCCCACCGAGGUCCGCUCGCUGGCGUGCGGUCUGCGCCAGCUGGCGGAGCGCGCGGGCGCCGCCCUCGCGCCGUUCGUGGUGGACUUGGUGAGUGAGCUGCACGAGAGCGCGCCGUCGGCCGUGUUCGCCGGCCUCGCCCUGCUGGGCGGCCUCGCCGGCCUGCUCCUGCCCGAGACCAACGGCCGCCCGAUGCCGGAGACGGUGGCCGAUGUAGAUGGGCAGCCGGUGUUCGCCGCACCUACCGCCGAACGCACCCGCACCAAUGAGGCGUGCCAGGGCGCUGACGAUCCGUGA